CAGGAUGGCAACAGAGAGUGGGUGAUACUGCUGGCAAGCGUGUGCGCUGACGGGAGUGCUCUGCCUCUAGGCAUCAUUUUUACGGGCGCCGACAACACUAUACAGAGCUGGACAAACAACAGUGUAGGAUUAGCGUGGGUUGAGCAGCUGUUUGACCGCUACACCAAGAAGAAAGCGCGCAGAAGCUGGCGAUUGCUCAUUGUCGAUGGCCACGGCUCUCAUUUGACGAUGGCUUUCAUCGAUUACUGCGAUCGCCACCGGAUUCUGCUACUAAUCUUUCCUCCACACGCUACACAUGUGCUUCAGCUGCUCGACGUAGUGCUGUUUGCUCCUCUUGCUACUCAGUACUCUGCCGCCGCUGUAUCGCACCUUCACAAUAGCCAAGGCUUGUUAGGGGUGCAUAAGAGCGACUUCUUCCGCCUAUUCUAUAAGGCGUGGGAGUCUACUUUCUAA
Messenger RNA from Didymella exigua CBS 183.55, 453 nucleotides. RefSeq names its product DDE-domain-containing protein. The annotation marks the transcript as partial. Gene Ontology annotation, molecular function: nucleic acid binding. The record is from RefSeq and is a predicted model, not a curated record. The transcript is spliced from 2 exons. NCBI's taxonomy places the organism in Eukaryota, Fungi, Ascomycota, Dothideomycetes, Pleosporales, Didymellaceae.